AUGGAGGCCAUCAAGUUGCAGAAAAGGUACCCCAACUUUUCCCAGGAAGAGAUGAUGUCCCUUAUAUCGAAGUUCAAGCAGAUAGACAUUGAUGAUCGUGGAAGUCUUGAGCGACAGGUGGUACUCAAAGAGGUGCAGCAGCUGGAGAAUGCCUCAUAUGACCAAGUACGCGAAACACUCAAGGACGUCGAUCUCGAUGCAAGUGGCCGUGUAGAGCUUGAAGACUUUGUGGACCUUGUGUCUCGUUUGCGCAAAGGCAGCAAUGCAGAGGCUGGUGUCGUGUCGAAGGGCAAAGUGAUGGUCAAAGGCAGCAAUGCAUCGACGCAGCAUACGAUCAACGAAGACGAACGCAACGAAUUUACGCGCCACAUAAACUCGAGUCUAAGUGGUGAUGCGCAUGUCGGGAACCGCCUGCCGAUCCCAACUGAUACGUUCCAGCUCUUUGAUGAGUGUCGUGACGGCCUCUUACUUUGCAAGCUGAUCAAUUCGGCUGUGCCUGACACAAUUGAUGAGCGUGUAUUGAAUAUUGGAAAAGCUGGAAAAGGUCCAAAUGCGUUUCAAAUGACUGAAAACAAUAACGUCGUGAUCCAGUCCGCUAAAGCGAUUGGCUGUAGUGUUGUGAACAUUGGUGCUCAGGACAUCACAGAUGGUCGCGAACACUUGAUUCUAGGGCUUAUUUGGCAGAUUGUGCGUCGUGCGCUUCUCAACAAGAUUGAUUUGAAGCACCAUCCCGAGCUGUACCGCCUAUUGGAGGAGGGCGAAACGCACGAAGACUUUUUGAAGCUCCCACCUGACCAAAUUCUCCUGCGCUGGUUCAACUACCAUUUGAAAGCAGCCAACUGGCACCGAUGCGUUUCCAAUUUCUCGAAAGACGUUUCAGAUGGCGAAAACUACACGGUUCUUCUCUCACAAAUCAAGCCGGACAAAUGUGAUCGCGCCCCACUCCAUGAACAGGACCUACUCUCGCGCGCUGAAAUGGUGCUUCAGCGUGCCGAUGCGAUUGGCUGUCGCAAGUAUUUGACACCAGGCUCUAUGAUUUCUGGGAAUCCCAAACUGAAUCUUGCUUUUGUCGCACAUCUAUUUAACACAUGGCCAAGUCUCGAGCCAUUACAGGAGGCCCCGCCCGUUGAAGUCGAGGAAUUCGAUGCAGAGGGCGAAAGAGAAGCGCGCGUAUUCACUCUUUGGCUCAACAGCUUGGAUGUACAACCCGGUGUAUACAAUCUCUUUGAGGAUUUGAAGGAUGGAUAUGUUCUUCUGCAGUCGUUCGACAGGGUGCUUCCCGGCUCGGUCAUGUGGAAGCGGGUUUCUCGACCGAAAGAAGGCACUGCGCUCUCGCGCUUUAAGAUGGUCGAAAACACGAACUAUGUCAUUGAGCUAGCCAAAGCGAACAACAUGCAUAUCGUCGGAAUUCAGGGCGCGGAUAUCACCGACGGUGCCAAGACUCUCACACUGGGCCUUGUUUGGCAGGUGAUGCGUGCGAAUGUCACAGCUACACUUCAGGGUCUGUCGAAAAGCGGCAAGUCUGUUUCGGAUCUUGAGAUUUUGGAUUGGGCCAACAAACGCGUUAAGGCGUCCGGCAAAUCGACGCAGCAGAUUCGCUCUUUGCGUGAUCCAUCUCUUUCGAACGCAAAAUUCCUUCUUGACCUCCUGGAUACCCUUCGACCUGGUAUCGUUGACCAAUCUCUUAUCACGAAUGGAUGUACGGAGGAUGAGUGUCGAUUAAAUGCCAAGCUGGCUAUCAGCAUUGCACGCAAGUUGGGCGCCUUGAUUUUCCUUGUGCCUGAAGACAUUGUCGAGGUCCGCCAGCGUUUGAUUCUGACAUUCUUGGCCAGCCUGAGUACGUAUAGUAUACUUGAACAUCUAACUCAACAGUGUCACUACAAAAUUAAUUUCAUUCUUGUUAUAUAUCUGAGUAGAGCAAGCAAAAAAGUAUAUGCAAGCCUGAUAGUGGGCAUUAGUGAACAUGGCAACAGGGAUCCUAUAUCAGAAGAAAAUGUAUGUGAAUUAUAUUGUACUUGGUGA
Molecule: messenger RNA, 2022 nt
Organism: Malassezia globosa CBS 7966
Lineage: Eukaryota; Fungi; Basidiomycota; Malasseziomycetes; Malasseziales; Malasseziaceae
Exons: 1
Coding region: 1-2022 (673 amino acids)
Biological process (GO): actin filament network formation; actin filament bundle assembly
Cellular component (GO): actin filament bundle; cytoplasm; actin filament
Molecular function (GO): actin filament binding; calcium ion binding
Source: RefSeq, a predicted model, not a curated record